Messenger RNA from Daphnia pulex (common water flea), 3764 nucleotides. RefSeq names its product breast cancer anti-estrogen resistance protein 1-like (gene p130CAS). The record is from RefSeq and is a predicted model, not a curated record. Gene Ontology annotation, molecular function: protein binding. The transcript has 8 exons. Gene Ontology annotation, biological process: cell surface receptor protein tyrosine kinase signaling pathway; cell migration. Lineage: Eukaryota; Metazoa; Arthropoda; Branchiopoda; Diplostraca; Daphniidae. The coding region runs from base 642 to 3287 and encodes 881 amino acids. Gene Ontology annotation, cellular component: cytoplasm; plasma membrane.
CUUGCCCAUCCAGACCAGUCGAGUCGCUGAAGCCGUGCCGUUCACACGUACGGUCUUGGCUCUUUACUCUCCGCCAUUCAAACAACUUUUUUAAAAUUCGUGUCCACUUUUUUUAUUCCCUUUGGGUGGUGUAAAAAAACAAUUAAAAAGAAAAAACCCAACGGAUGUUUGUCCGUUCACAAAAUUUUUUGUUUGAACGUUUAAUAAAAAAAGAGAAAUUUGCGCGAGUGAAAGAAAAUGUUGCGGAAGAAGAGUGAGCUGGCAAGUAGCUAAAACAGUCGGAACAACUUGCACAAUUAUCGAUUUUUUCUCCAGUGUGUGUGUGUGUGUGUGUGUGCUUCGACAUAUAUAUAUCCAUAAGAGAUCACCCCCGUGUGUGAGCGUGUUUUUGAGUGGCGUGUGCGCGCGCACGCACGUAGUACGUCCCGGAAGGAAACCCGAAAAAACUUGGCCGAGAGCACAGAUCUCUCUCCGGCGUGUUGGGAAGAAGAAAAAAAAAAGAGCCAAAACGUUGACAUCUCUCAACACUCGAUCCCAUUUCUUAUUUAGAGUGGAGGAAAACAACCAGAAAAAUCUAUUGGAGAGAGAGACAGCACACACACGGUUGUUUAUGAAACACGGCCAGAAAAACGACCAGCAAAAUGAUGUUUACCCAUAGACAGGAGCAAUUUGCAGGCAAUUGCGUGGCCAGGGCCUUGUACGACAACAUUGCCGAGACUCCCGACGAACUGGCCUUCCGCAAAGGAGACGUCUUGACCGUAUUGGAACAGAAUACCAGCGGACUGGAAGGCUGGUGGCUGUGCAUGCUCAGAGGUCGCCAGGGCAUUUGUCCAGCCAACCGACUGCGUUUGAUCGCCCGGGUCUACGACACUGGAGGCGGAGGUGGUGGUGGAUCUGCGGAUUUGAGCAACGUUUCUUACCCGCCCGUCUCGUCGCCUGGACUCAACAGUAUCGGCGGCAGCAGUUCCAGUAGUAGCAGUUCCAGUAGUAGCAGCUCGUCAAGUUCGAGCAGCUGCAGUAGCUCGUCGAGCAUCGGAGUUGGGCGGAUCCCUCCGCCGCAACAGCAAGCCAAAACCGGAAUGCUCAGCGCUGCCGUCCGGGCCCACCAACAAAAGCAACUGGACGGAGGAGCAGCCGACGGAUUCCGCACUCAAAAGUCGCCUUUUGUGGCCGCUCGUCCCAGCGAUAUCUUCGUCUAUCCGCAGCAUCCAGCAGCCGAGGCGUCGCAGGAUUGUUACGACAUGCCGAGAUCAUUGCACCAAACAUUGAUCCGCCAGGACUCGUCCAACUAUCAGGCGCCCCGCUCCCAUCGCUCGCCUCCUCCGGCCCAGUCUGCCAUUCAAAACGUUGCCGCUUUUGCGGAUUACGACGUUCCGCGUCCGCAUCACAACCGAAUCCAGCCAGUUAGAACGCCAUCCGUGGAUAGCAGUUGCGAGUACGACGUGCCCCGUCCGUCUAUGGAGACUUACGAUACGCCGCGAUUGGUGGCCAUCAGCGGCAAUGGCUCAAGUGGCGACAGUCCUCCACCCAUGUCCUUAUCGACGACUUCAACAACAAUGGGAGACGAGUACGAUGUCCCGGUCCCGACCGCUCGCUUGCCAAAUCAAAGUCACAACGGCUGCGGCAGCAACAAUCUGUCGGAUCGAUCCAGCGGCGUCUCGCUCUUCUCGUCCGGCAGCAGCAGUUCCGACGGCUCAUCGGCCAUUUCCAACGCUAAUCGAUCCGUCAGCUCAGAGUCGCUCUCGCUGUCCAGCGCCGUGGGUCGCAUUUCUGGCCGCUCCAGCCGCUCCAGCAUCAUCGAUCAGCAGCAACAAUCGUUCGAACUCUAUGACGUCCCAACGUCCAACCAUCAGGUAGUCAAAGAAGCGCUUCCUGCCAGUCAGCCCAUUCAGGAAGAGGUUUAUGACGUGCCGAAACCGGCGGCCGCUGUCGUGCCAGAAAGCGAAACCGCUUACGACGUUCCACCGCCGCCCACCGUCGUCACGGAAGACGCCGGGCAAUCCCAGCAGCAGCAGCUUGUCUACGAUAUUCCACCCUCCUCUCGUCCGAUCGUUGCGUCAGCCAGGCUGCCGGCCGGCAGCAGCCAACAGCAGCAGCAGACAAUAAGUCAUCCGACUCCCUGUGAACAGCCAGGAGAAGAUACUUACGAUAGCCCGAAACCAUUAUUGGGCGACUGGACGGAUAAGGUGUCCAGCAGCAACGCCACUCUGCCGCUGCCAUUAGACGCGGCGCUGGAAACGUUGAGUCGGUUGGACGCGGAAGUAUCCAGUGCUAUAAGUAACUUGCUGAGCUUUUGGCGAGCUGCUUCGGGUGGCGACUGGGCUGAGCUCCAGCUGCGUGUGCUCCGGCUGCGUGCGUCGCUCCAGGAACUCUGCGACUUUGCUCGAGGGGCCAUCGGCAACGCUUCGCAACGCCUCAAAAAUGGAGUCGGCGAUCAAGGUGUCACUAUCCGAUUGAUACGUCUCCUCCGGCCGCUUCAAGAUGCCAACGCCAUCGUUCAAAAGACAUCGCAGAGUUGUAUGGAUCUUUUCGCCACUAGCCGGCGGCGGCCCAACAGCGAGAACGAUGCAGAGCUAGACCAGCUGUUGGCUUGCUGUCGAAAUUUGGGCGAUGAUAUGCGACAGGUCGUUACGUUCAUACAGAGCAAUGGCCAUCUUUUGUUCGAUACCAACAACAAAAACCAGACGGAUAAUAAUUCGACGAACGACGACUACGAUUACGUCAAUCUCGAAUCCAAAGCCAAAUUCGAUCAGGAAAACGAAGAAGUGAAACGUACCUUACCGCACGAAAUGAAGAGGGCAUUCGACGUUCUAGUUGCCCAGUCUGAAGAUUUACCCGUGUUGCCAACCGCCGCCAACGACCAGGUCAGCGAUAAUGACCGGAACGUGAUGGAAUUCUAUGGGAGCCAGGCCGAGACUUAUGCCGUUUAUCUAAGCAACGCCAUCGAUGCCUUCAUCUUGACGCUGGAGCACAAUCAGCCCCCCAAAGUGUUUGUGGCCUACUCCAAAUUUGUCAUCCUUAAUGCCCAUAAGCUGCUCUGCAUUGGAGACACCGUUCACCGCAACGUUGUCAACGCCAAACUCAAAGCCAGCGUUCUAGAACGGUCCAACCAACUCUGCCAAGGAUUGCAGACGUGCGUUCAGAGCACCAAAAAGGCUGGCAGGGAGUUCCCAAGUGUCGUUGCCGUUCAAGGAAUGAUCGACUCUGUCCUGGCCGUUUCCAAAUUGGCGCAAAACCUAAAAACUUGUUUAGUUCAACCGACCAUUUCAACACAUGGUCCAAAGUGAACGAAAAUGCACAAAUAAAAAAAAAAACUUGUUGAAAUGUUAGAAAGGGCUUCCACACAAACGCUGGACUGGACCACACACACACACACAAAAUAACGCAACGUAUCAUGAUUUCUGAUUCAAUCGACUGACGGAACAACAGUCUCUUUUGUGUUUUGUUUGUUUCGUUUUUUUUAUAACAUGCUCGUCAGGCAGCUCAAUUCUUUGUAUAAUUUAGUGACCCCCCUCCGAGUAUUUUUUUUUCAUUACUGUAUCAUACUAGUUUCGCCACAGCUGAUAAUAUCUUUCUAGUCUGUUACCUGUUGGGUGGUCGAUCCAGACUGCCGUAUAUCGCAAAUGAAGAGUGAUUCGUUUCCAAUUUUUUCGAUUCGUCAUUUCUUAACCAGUUUGGUGAGAAAAAUGAAAUAUUUUACCUACCCACAUGAUUGUGUCUUAACCUUGAUCAAGAUAAAUAAAGGGUGAGCUUGUCUUCACAUG